Ylistrum balloti is the source of this 747-nucleotide messenger RNA. RefSeq names its product complement C1q-like protein 3. The record is from RefSeq and is a predicted model, not a curated record. Gene Ontology annotation, molecular function: protein binding. The transcript has 2 exons. Lineage: Eukaryota; Metazoa; Mollusca; Bivalvia; Pectinida; Pectinidae. Bases 1 to 747 code for a protein of 248 amino acids.
AUGUUUUACGAUAAAAAUUCUUACUUUGUGUUCUUGGCAUUGGUUUGCAUAAGUUUUACAUACGGCACGGAACAAUCAGAUAUCGUUAGUAAAAGACUGGUACAGCUCGAAGCCAUGGUGGACGUGUUGACGCGCGACCGAACUGACAGCGAUCGCCGUCUCAAGGAAGUCGAGACGUCCGCACGACAGCAAAAGUCUCAUCUCGAACAGGAACUGAACGCCGUCCAAAACGAAUUGUCUGCCUUACAACACAAGUAUCGAGACUUAUCCAGCCAGUUAGAGUACUCUGCCUCUAAAACAGUCAGGUCAGACACUAAAACAACCAUGUUUGCCUUCUCCGCCAGCCUAAGUAACCGUACGUCAAAUUUUCACCGUAACGAGAAAAUUGUCAUGGAUCACGUGCUCACAAACAACGGAGAAAGCUACGAUCCCAAAACAGGUGUUUUCACUUGCCAACAGCCGGGUACUUACGUGUUCUCCGUCACCAUACAGGCAGAAGAUAGACACAGAUUUGUGGCAGAAAUUGUGAAAAACGCAGAGGAAGUAGGACGAGUUUUAGCUGACCCAAUGUACUCCCGUGCUUCGGCGUCAACUUCCGUGAUCUUGAACCUGACUUCCGGAGAUACUGUGUACAUCCGGUCCGACGGAUCCUUUGACCAAUCCCAUGCAUCAAUAGACGAAUAUUUCUCGAGCUUCUCAGGAUUUCUUAUAGAAGUCGUUGGUUGGGUCAGCUUUGGAAACAAAUAA